Sciurus carolinensis (gray squirrel) is the source of this 5107-nucleotide messenger RNA. It is a transcript of the gene Nipal3, whose product is annotated as NIPA like domain containing 3. Gene Ontology annotation, molecular function: magnesium ion transmembrane transporter activity. NCBI's taxonomy places the organism in Eukaryota, Metazoa, Chordata, Mammalia, Rodentia, Sciuridae. The transcript has 12 exons. The record is from RefSeq and is a predicted model, not a curated record. Gene Ontology annotation, biological process: magnesium ion transport. Gene Ontology annotation, cellular component: membrane. Bases 667 to 1887 code for a protein of 406 amino acids.
UCGGGCAGGUGGAGGUGAGCAAUCACCUGAGCGCUCCUGCACUGCCGGAAGAGGGCAGGAAGGUUGCUCCAACGUUCCUCCUCUGGCCACUAGAGGGGACCCCGCCAGGUGAGCGCCCAGCUGGGUCCCCGGGUCUCUCCCCCACGCUUCAAGCAAGCUUAGCCGCACAGCCAAUGACCGGAGGAUGUCCCGCCCAUCCCUCUUCACAACCACUCGCCUGCGUGAAAUCCCCGCCAGCUUCUGAUCGACAGGAUGCCAGACAAAUCAAAUUGUGACUUUUGAAAGCAAAACACUGCAGCACCCGGCAGCUCGGAGUUGGGAAGGAAUUAAGGAGGCUGUGCCUCCGGGUUGUACCAAGAGUUCAAGUCAUUUCUCAGAAACGUCGGCCAGGUGGAUCUUCGAGGGAACGCCGCCGAGCCUGCAAGAAUCAGGAAGCGCACCGUCGUCUGUCUGCUUGGGAGAGACAGAAACUGGCUCUUCAGUCAGGGAAGCCGAGAGAAAGCUGUAGAGCAGCCCGAAGAGCCUCGAGUGCUGUUUUGGCGUGAGGAAGAGAUGGCUGCCAGGAGGAGGUGAGCAUCGCGAGGGACGAUGGCUUCCCGUGCCCGCCCCGCCUAACCCCAGCUCCAGCUCCGCGCCAGGCCCUGUGGAAUGUGCCACUAGGGCGCCAUGGACGGAGCCCAGCGCACAGGCCUGCAGCUGCAGCAGCUCCUGCCCACCAGCAGCGCCAGCUCGGCCAGCGAGGCUUCCUUCUCCUACAAGGAAAACCUGAUUGGAGCCCUGCUGGCGAUUUUUGGGCACCUUGUGGUCAGCAUCGCCCUUAACCUCCAGAAGUACUGCCACAUCCGCCUGGCAGGCUCCAAGGACCCCCGCGCCUACUUCAAGACCAAGACGUGGUGGCUGGGCCUGUUCCUCAUGCUGCUGGGUGAGCUGGGCGUGUUCGCCUCCUACGCCUUCGCCCCGCUCUCGCUGAUCGUGCCCCUCAGCGCCGUCUCCAUGAUCGCCAGCGCCAUCAUAGGGGUCAUAUUCAUCAAGGAAAAAUGGAGACCGAAAGACUUCCUGAGGCGCUACGUCCUGUCCUUUGUGGGCUGCGGCUUGGCUAUCGUGGGCACCUACCUGCUGGUGACCUUCGCGCCCAACAGCCACGAGAAGAUGACGGGCGAGAACAUCACCAGGCACCUUGUGAGCUGGCCUUUCCUCCUGUACAUGCUGGUGGUGAUCGUCCUGUUCUGCCUGCUGCUGUACUUCUACAAGGAGAAGAGCGCCAACAGCGUCCUCGUCAUUCUCCUCUUGGUGGCUUUGCUUGGCUCCAUGACGGUGGUGACGGUCAAGGCUGUGGCCGGGAUGCUGGUGCUGUCCAUCCAGGGGAAUCUGCAGCUUGACUACCCCAUCUUCUACGUCAUGUUCGUGUGCAUGGUGGCCACCGCCAUCUACCAGGCCGCGUUUUUAAGCCAAGCCUCCCAGAUCUACGACUCCUCCUUGAUUGCCAGCGUGGGCUACAUCCUGUCCACCACGGUGGCCAUCACUGCAGGCGCGGUGUUCUACCUGGACUUCAUUGGGGAGGACGUGCUGCACAUCUGCAUGUUUGCACUGGGGUGCCUCAUUGCAUUCUUGGGCGUCUUCUUAAUCACCCGUAACAGGAAGAAGGCCAUUCCAUUUGAGCCCUAUAUUUCCAUGGAUGCCAUGCCAGGUAUGCAAAACGUGCAUGACAAGGGGAUGACAGUCCAGCCUGACCUCAAAGCUUCUUUUUCCUAUGGGGCCCUGGAAAACAACGACAGCAUUUCCGAGAUCUACGCUCCGGCCACGCUGCCAGUCAUGCAGGAGGAACACGGCUCGGGAAGUGGCCCCGGGGUCCCCUACCGAGUGCUGGAGCACACCAAGAAGGAAUGAGGCCUGGGGUGUCCCCCGCCUUCCCUAGCUGCCCAGGCUGACGUGGCUCCCCUUCUGCUACAACUUGCCUUUCAAGUCUUUUUUUCUUCCUUUUUCCUUUUUUUUAACCGAGAACUUUAUGGAAGGGGAUCUUGAAAGCCUUUGUGACCUUGGUCUUGAAUUUUCAGGUGGGGAGGUUGGGGAGAGGGAGGACAGUGUCCAGGUGGGCUGCGUGGAACUCAGCCCAGCCUGGUUUACCUUCUUGCCUCCGGAGGGCACUGAGCCUCCCCAGGCAAUGACCAAAGUUUGCCCCGCUCUUGUCUUCGGGGCUCAAGCCAGGCCGAGACUGUGCCCUUCCUUCUAGAUCCGGCGCAGCCUGGAGACCUCGGAAGCGCGCCUUCCUCCGCCUGGCCGGCACGCUGGCCGGCCGGUCUCACUCACGAUUCGUAUCCUUGACAAUAUCCUUGCGCCCCUUUGUGUGGCGUGGCAGGACGUGCGGUCACCGGCGCCUUGGCAGCGUCCCUCUGCCUCUGGUCAUCUGGAUCUGCUCCAAAAACUGCUUUGGUGUUGGUCCUGUGAGGACUGCGUGAUUGUUUCCCCCAGAGGAAGUGAGAAGUUAGAGAAGAAGGGAGAAUAGGAGGAAUAGGAGCCAGGGGGUGAUCGUUAGAAGAAAAGGGACGCUAGGACAGCCGACUUCCUUUUCCCCCCAACACGCCCUGGGAAACCUGAGCAGCUCAUCACAGAGUCAGACUCCCAGCUGCCCCUCCAUGCUCCCCUUUAGAGACCCGGCCACCCUUGUGCUGGUCAUUUCCCCGGAGUCGGUGCAGACCGCUCGGUCCCCAGCCCCAGCACGGUGUGUGGGAGAAGCAGCAGUACUCACAGACAGGUGGUGCGCCUUCUGGAUGCGGACCUGACUAUGUUAAUGGAAGAAAAGGUUUGCAAACUUUAAUUAGCCUAAGGGUCCCCCUGGAGUUUAUUUAAAAUAAAGAUUCCUACAUCCCAACCGGGGAGACAGUUUAGGUAGUCCUGGGGUGGGGCCAAGCGGCUGCAUUGGCACCUGGCACCAUAGGCCAUUCUGAAGCUAGUAACCUGAGAAUCACCCCUAGAAAGCCUGCAGUGGAAAGAGGCAGCUGUUAGGACUCCGGGCCCCCGGCUAGAAAGUUAGAACUACUCUCCAUUUCCUCUCUGGGCUGCUUUGGGCAGGUGGAGAAGCCCCAUAGGAUCUGUAGCUUUUCUCCACCAUUAAGUACCACUUAGAUCAGCUCCUGCCUCCCCAGGCACCCUUAACUAGGAGGCAGGUAACAGUGUUAACAGGCCAGUGUUGACAGGUCACUUAUCUUCAUAGAUUGUGCUUAAUACUGACUUAGUUCCUGACUUCACUAUUUGUUGUCCUGAUAACUACUUCUGUAUUGUGUCUUAACCACUUCUGUAUUGUCCUAAAUGCCUACCAAGGCAACAAGGAACUUUCUGUCCCCUUAGGAUGAGUAAUGACUCCGUUCAACAAUAUUUAUGAGACAUUUACUACACAUUAAGCAUUUAGAGGGUGGAGCUACAAACAGAACAUAGUUCCAUCCUCCAGCCAGCAGGGGGAGACACGGGGAUGCAGGAGACUCCGGCAGGGCUGUGAUAGGUGUCAAGUGCAAGAGGGACUGCAGACCUUUUUUUGCAGGGCUGGGGAUGAACCCAGGGCCUUGCACAUACUAGGCAAUUACUCUACCACUGAGCUACACUCCUGGCCCCAGGAGUAGACCACAGAAAGCAACAGGCCAGGCCCUGAGCCCAAAGGGUAUUCAGAAUUGGAGGAGAGUUGGGCCCCAGUAACAGAUGGUGGUGAAUAUAGCUAAGAUUUGAGCAGAGCCUGCCUGGGCAGAAGGACCAGCAUUUGCAAAGAACUGCGGGGAUUGCCAAAGGAGAGACCGGGAAGGAGUGGGAGAGGAACCACGGAAGAUCAGCAGUGCAGUCCGAGCUGCUUCAGUACUUGGCAGAGGAGUGUAAAGUGUCCCUGAGAGGGGAUGGGAGCCAUGGAUGGUUCCUGAGGAAGAGAGUGGCAGGGUGAGGCCUUGUUCAGUGUGAAGGAAGAAACGAGCUAAGGAGGCACCUUUCAAGGUCAAGCUCUGGCCCUGCAGGGACACACAAAGGGGAAGUAAGUCGGGUUUCAGUGCUAUUCAGAUAUUCCCGUUUCCUAGGUAAUUUUUGAAAGGUCGGGGAGGGGCAGAGUGGCAGAGAAGGUAGCGGGAGCCGUUCAGUGCGUGCAGCCAGGUGAGGAGCUUUGGCCUUCAGUGUGCUCCCAGCCCCCUCCACCCCUCCCUUCCCGCUUUGGCUAAUGAGCCAUUUGGCCUUGAGCCAGCCAGCUCUCGAGAUGAGUGGACACAUGGCAUCCUAACUUCAGGGCUGCUGUGUGUCGUUCCUGGGUGACAAUGACCAUGCCACCCAGGGCCCGGGCAGCUCCCUGUCCUCAGGUCUGGGCCACCGAAGGCUAUGGUGGUUUCGUGAGUGAGCCUGAGGUGCGUCUCAGGCAGCUGGGAAGAGCGACCGAAGCAGAGCCAACAUCUCCAGGGUCCUGACUCUGCCCUGGGCUGGCCUCCCAGGUGCUGUCCCUAGGUGUCAGUGGAGUGUCCACUAAUGGCCAUGCAGCACUGGCUGGUAGGACCUGGAGGGGAACGUGAACUCUGCACUCCCAGCGGAGUCCUGCUUCGCUCUGUUCCCAGCCCCGAGGCCCCAAGCAGCUUUGAACACCGUCUCCCUCCCGGCAGCCAGGCCUGACCAAGUGUGGGUCUGAACUGCAGCCUAUCUCUGGUCUUCCUCUGCCCCCGGCCUGAGCCUGGGGUUCUGGUUCCCUGGUGAGACAUUAGUUCUGACAAAUUCAGAGGCUACCUUUGAAGCGGGGGUUGGCAGCAUAGAAUUGAAUGCUGGCGGGGAGGGAGGGCCGGGUCUCCACUGCAUUUCUGGUGGCAACCAGCCAGCUUGAGGGUGCUGUGCGGACACGGGGCCUCCAUCAGGGUGGUGCUGGGGUGCGAGCUCCUAAAUCUGACCCAGCACUGGCUGGUAGGCAAAAAAGAGUCGCUGUGUGUCUCUCGGAGAAGCUGUGUAAGUGAAGUCACUUCAGAAUGUCUUCUAUGUGGAUGCUUAUAUUUUGUUAACUUUGUGACUAAUAUGGCAUGUCUUAUUUUUCAAAAAAAAAAUGUGUACUAGGUGCAAAUAACAUGAAGUGAUAUUUAAUUAAAAAAAAAAAUCCACCCAG